AUGAUGUUACCAAGUCCGGUCACUUCCACACCUUUCUCUGUCAAAGACAUUUUGAAUCUGGAGCAGCAGCAACAACAGUACCACGGCGGGCACUUGCAGACGGACUUGGAGCAGCAUUUCCAUUCGGCCUCCUCCUGCAUGUUGGCAGCGCGGGAGGCGGCCCAAUUUUCUGAUGGGGGGGAGGAGGUGGAGGAGGGAGAGAAACUGCCCUAUUUAAACUCAAUAACCGCAGCCGAGAACCACAGGGAGACGGGGAUCUGUCCCGAGAGCUAUGUCCACACGGUCCUCCGCGGCUCCUGCGGGCCCAAGGACCAAGAAGAGGAGGCCGACGGGGUCGUGAGGGACAGGAGCCAGAAAAGCUGCCCGCUGAAGAAGCCGCUGGAGGCAGGAGAGUGUAAGGCCGAGGAGAGCGAGAGGCCGAAGCAGCGCAGCCGAAGAAAGCCCAGGGUCCUCUUCUCUCAGGCUCAGGUUUUCGAGCUGGAAAGGAGAUUUAAGCAACAGAGGUAUUUGUCUGCGCCAGAGCGGGAGCAUCUUGCCAGUAGCCUAAAGCUCACGUCUACACAGGUGAAGAUCUGGUUUCAGAACCGGAGGUACAAGUGUAAGAGGCAGCGUCAGGACAAGUCCUUGGAGAUGGGGACGCACCCACACCCGCCGCCUCCCAGGAGGGUGGCUGUGCCAGUGUUGGUGCGGGACGGGAAGCCCUGCAUCAGUGGGGCACAGAGUUACAACGCUCCUUAUAGCGUGGGCGCCAGCCCUUAUUCCUAUAACGGCUUCCCGAGCUACGGCUACGGGAACUCGGCCGCCGCUGCGGCCGCGGCCGCAGCCUAUAGUGGCAACUACGGCUGCACUUACCCCGCGAGCAGCGGCGCCGCCGCGGCCGCCGCCAUCCCGCCGGCCUGCAACGCGGCAGGAGGCGGCCCCUUUGUGAACGUGAGCAACCUGGGAGGCUUCGGGGGUGCAGCGCAGCCCCUCCAGAGCCUCCACCAGGGCAGCACAGUGCCUGCCUGCGCCCAGGGCACCUUGCAGGGCAUCCGAGCCUGGUAG
Trichosurus vulpecula (common brushtail) is the source of this 1044-nucleotide messenger RNA. It is a transcript of the gene NKX2-3, whose product is annotated as NK2 homeobox 3. Gene Ontology annotation, molecular function: RNA polymerase II cis-regulatory region sequence-specific DNA binding; DNA-binding transcription factor activity, RNA polymerase II-specific. Gene Ontology annotation, cellular component: nucleus. The record is from RefSeq and is a predicted model, not a curated record. The transcript has 2 exons. Gene Ontology annotation, biological process: cell differentiation; regulation of transcription by RNA polymerase II. Lineage: Eukaryota; Metazoa; Chordata; Mammalia; Diprotodontia; Phalangeridae. The coding region runs from base 1 to 1044 and encodes 347 amino acids.